CUCUACAGUGGGCGUGGCCCAGGCAUGACGCGCUGCAGUGGGCGCGUCCCGUUCCAUUGUGACGCAGACGGAGGGGGCGUGGCUUCCUCGCCAAGUUGCUACUUUUUUUCCCACGCAGGCUGAGGGCUCCAUUCAUUCAUUCAUUCAUUCAUGCAGAAGGCAAGCAGGGAUUAAUUAAUGGCUCCCAGAUCCUGAUUUUUCCUGAGGAUCUCUUCAUCUUCGUCCCUCCUGGGCUGCACCUGAACACCUGCCAUAUUUCCAGCGACAUCUUUGCAGCUGCUCUGAAACUGACCUCCUACAAGAUGAAGAAGACUCUGAAUUUUUGUUCGGUCAUCGGCCUCCUUACAGCUUUUUCCUGGCAUCAGGCUUUUUCCUGGCAUCAGGCAUGGGCGCAAACAUGUGGCAUAGAGGAGUAUCAGAACGCCGAGGGACGUUGUGUCACCUGUGAAGGAUGUCCACCGGGAGAGGAGCCAGACCGAAAAUGUGGCAAUGGGGAAGGACUGGGCAUGAUUUGCAAGCCUUGCUCAGCAGCCUUUUUCUCUCCCAGCUAUGGGCUGGACCUCUGUUCAUCGCAUACCCACUGUGAGGGCAAGAAGAGAGUCCGUGCCAGCCCCGGGACAGCAACGGCAGACACCUUGUGCGGGGACUGCAUGCCAGGGUAUUACAGCCCCGAAGGUGAGACCAGCCCGAGAGCCAUUUGCCUCCCUUGUUCGUCUGCCCACAGAGGUGUCCCAGGUUGCCCAGGAUCAAGGAGGUGGCUGACACGUCUGACGCGCAACGCUGAGGCCGUGCAGAGACGGGAAGAGAAGACGCCAGGCAACGGCACCCGAGAUGGGAAGUCAGAGGAGAGUGCCACUCAGUAUGCUGUCUUGGCCAUUGUCCCGGUCUUCUGUGUGAUGGGUCUCCUGGGCAUCCUUUUCUGCAACCUCCUGAUGAAAAAGGGGUACCACUGCACGGCUCACAAGGACACGGAUGAGGAGGGAGCCAAAUCUGAGUGGAACGGAAGCAAUAAUGCCUACAGGAUAGAAGAUGCCAAUGAAGACACCAUUGGGGUCUUGGUGCGUUUGAUCACAGAGAAAAAAGAGAAUGCAGCUGUCCUGGAAGAGAUGCUGAAGGAUUAUCACAGCAAACAGAUUGCUCAGCCCAUCUACAAACCAGUUAACAAGUUGCAUCUCCUGCCUCAGUUUCCCCACAUCUGUCGGCAUCAGCACCACUUGCACACCGUCCAAGGUUUAGCCACUCGUCCUGGGCCUACCUGUACUCGAUGCAGCCAGAAGAAAUGGCCGGAGGUCCUCCCUGCCACGGACGCAGCUGCCGGCGGUUCUGCCACGCCUAACAUAGCCAACACCAAGCAGGCAAAAACUGGAAAUAAGCCAGGCAGACCAGGAGAAAUCACCAUCCUUUCUGUCGGCAGGUUCCGCGUGGCUCGCAUCCCCGAGCAGAAGCCCAACCCUUCAGAAGUGAAAACUAUUUCGGAAAGCGUGGGGGCAGAAUCGGCUGAGCCCCCUUACGCCUGCCUCCUUCCAGAGCAAAAACCAUUGGUUGGCAAUGGAGGGAAGCCAAAAUGGCUGACGACGGAAGACGGCCAACAAGAGGUCAUCAUCUGACUGCCGUGCCACAGCAGAAGAUGGAACAGCGGAUCAAUUGGAGGUGCCAGGCCAAAGUGCCCACCAGAGACAUGCACGCACUGGGGGCAUCGUGGAAAGUGAAGGACAAGCCCUCGUUUUGUUUUUUCCUUCCCCAACGGGGGACUCGCCCGAACUCUGGAGCCUUGUGGGGCUGGUCCCCCACCUCCACUCUUGGUAACGCCGUCUGUGCCAACUGGAGCGCAGAACUCCAGAGGACACCCUUGGCAUUGCAAAGACUUUUUAACAACCUUCUUGGAGAAAGGACGAUUGGGAAGGAAGUGGGGUGGAGGGUGGGAUGUGGUUGGGAAUGGGGGAAAAGGGAUCCUUGCGUUGCCAAACUGGAGAACCACUUGACACAGGCUUUUGUUUACAUGCCAUCGAACCCUCCUGGUAGUGCCAACCAAGCCAGGCGGCUUUUUUUCUGAAGAAUGGAAGAAGAGAGGGAGUCUGUUUUCUCUAUAGGCAUCACCACAAUGUUUGGUGUGGCAGGGAGUGGCUUUUAUGUUUGAAAGGGACCUGUAUUUAUUCAUUUAUUUAUUUAGCUUUUCCACAUUCACUGGAGUUGAUGGCUAGGAUCCAGAUGUAUUCCCUCGGUGAAGCUGCAUACCCGCCAAAAUUUCACAGAUGACAACUUUGCCAAGAUGACAAAGGUUAUUAAUGAGGAAGAACAGAUAAGCUAGGAGAAGCUGACUGCAGUUUGCUUUUGCCUGAGCCUAUUGAGAAGGCCAAAGUUUUGCCCAUUCUUUUCUUCCCCUAUUGAGUUAAUUGAGCACAAACUACUUUUGCACUUUGAGCUCAGUUUUGCAGCAAUGGAAGUAAGCUGAGGACAAAGGGGGAAACGGGGAGGAGUGAGAAACUGGGACAUUUUAUAGGCAGCUGAAAAAGUAGGAUGACAGAGGAUUAAUCAGGACUAUUGCUGCCAGAUUGGGACAGUUGAAGAGUAUGAAUUACUUGAGUGGGGAGGAUAUCUUAUUUUGUCAACACUGAAAGCAGCAAUAUUUUGUCAAAGGGUGAAAAGUGGGGUCCCUGUUUAUUCCUCUCAUGCACAGCCCAUGAAAUAUGGGACUGGGGGGCUCACAUCCCCGCAAGACUAGGUUGGGGGCUGAGCCCCUCCUCCCAAAUUAUCUGGUACAGUUGGACCCCCAAAACCUCUAUGUAGUUGAGCGGCUACAGGAAAUAUCAGCCAGACAUGUAAUAAAUGAUCAAGCCCUAAGAAAUACAGUCGGCACUCCAUAUCCAUGAGUUCCAACAAGCAAACCUUGAUUUUGCCAUUUUCUGUAAGGGAACCAUUGUACUAUGCCAUUGCAUUUAAAUAUACUUGAGCAUCCAUGGACUUUGGUAUUUCAAUCCAAAGGCCUUCUGUAUUAAGGCAACCGUUAUUGUUAUUGAGUCCUCCCAGAAAUAAUAAAAGUUUCUUGCAAUCUAUCCUAGGCAGACUUACUUGGGAGGAAGCUCCACUGAACAGAUGGUUGGGGUAUUUAAGUACGCAUUUAAGGAUGUUUCACUGAUAAAGGAGAGGGGAAAAGUUCACUCCAGGCAGGAACAUACCGUAGGGAAGAGACAGCUGCCAUAUCAGGCCCUUGGUGCAUCUAAUUCAGUAGUGUCAACUCUGGAUGUAUCUGUACUGUUUUUUAAUGUGAGCCACUCUAAGUCCCAAUUUUGGGAAAUGGAUGGGAUAUAAAUAAAUAAA
This is a messenger RNA of Sceloporus undulatus (fence lizard), 3318 nucleotides long. It is a transcript of the gene RELT, whose product is annotated as RELT TNF receptor. Gene Ontology annotation, biological process: apoptotic process. The transcript has 11 exons. Bases 303 to 1607 code for a protein of 434 amino acids. Lineage: Eukaryota; Metazoa; Chordata; Lepidosauria; Squamata; Phrynosomatidae. The record is from RefSeq and is a predicted model, not a curated record.